ACCGAUCAAUGGCUCCUCCGACUCCGAGGUUGGUGGUGCCGGUAGACCUGAAGAAGAAGCCUUGGGAGCAGAUGUUACCUCUCCAUAACCGGUGGCACCCCGAGAUUCCUGCGGUUGCAAAGGUUGUGACCGGUGAGGUCUUUCGGGUGGAGAUGAUGGACUGGACGGGAGGGAUUGUAAAAGAGGAUGACUCUGCAGAUGAUGUUAAAUUUAUAGACCUAUCAACUGUCCAUUAUCUCAGUGGUCCGAUAAGAGUACACGACUCAGAUGGGGUUCCUGCAAAGCCCGGUGACCUCCUAGCAGUUGAAAUAUGUAACUUGGGUCCUCUGCCCGGGGAUGAAUGGGGUUAUACUGCAACCUUUGACAGAGAAAAUGGAGGCGGCUUUUUGACGGACCACUUCCCUUGUGCAACUAAAGCCAUAUGGUACUUCGAAGGAAUAUACGCCUAUUCUCCUCACAUACCUGGUGUGAGAUUUCCGGGAUUGACACACCCUGGAAUAGUUGGGACUGCACCAUCCGUUGAACUCCUGAAGAUUUGGAAUGAGAGGGAAAGGAAACUUCAAGAAGAAGGUCUCGAGACGUUCAAACUUUGUGAGGUUUUGCAUUCGAGGCCAUUGGCGAACCUACCAUCAACAAGAGGCUGUGUACUCGGAAAGAUUAAAGAAGGGACUCCUGAAUGGGAAAGGAUUGCAAAUGAAGCCGCGAGGACUAUACCAGGACGAGAAAACGGAGGCAACUGUGACAUCAAAAAUCUUAGCAGGGGUUCAAAGGUUUACCUUCCAGUAUUCAUAGAAGGAGCCAAUCUUAGUACAGGCGAUAUGCACUUCUCUCAGGGUGACGGUGAGGUCUCUUUCUGCGGGGCCAUCGAGAUGAGCGGCUUUCUUGAGCUAAAAUGUGAAAUCAUAAGAGGCGGCAUGAAAGAGUACCUCACACCAAUGGGACCCACCCCUCUGCACGUGAACCCAAUUUUCGAGAUUGGCCCGGUCGAGCCGAGGUUCUCGGAGUGGCUAGUUUUUGAGGGAAUCAGUGUGGACGAGAGCGGGAGGCAGCAUUAUCUCGAUGCAAGUGUUGCUUACAAGCGUGCAGUUCUCAAUGCGAUCAACUACCUCUGCAAGUUUGGAUACUCAAAAGAACAGAUGUACCUUCUGCUUUCCUGCUGCCCAUGUGAAGGAAGAAUUUCGGGAAUUGUGGACUCCCCGAAUGCUGUGGCAACCCUUGCUAUUCCGACAGCUAUUUUCGACCAGGAUAUUCGCCCAAAGAGCAAGGUGCCAGUCGGGCCCCGGAUAGUGAGGAAACCUGACGUUCUAAAGUGCACUUAUGAUGGAAAUCUUCCGAUCACAAAGAAUCCCAGUGAGGCAAUUUAGCUACUUCCAAGUUCUCAAGAAGCCAAUACAUGAAGUAUAAGAAACCUAUGCAUAGCCAUGUUUGAAGUCUAUUAGGCUGGCAUCUAUAAUUUACAAAGCAAGACAUGCAACAAUUCUCUUUAGGCUCGACGAACUUCACAUCUUGGUCGAAUAAUGCUUCAGAUAUGCCGUUACCGCGACUUAAGGAGGAUCAUUAGGAAAUAUAUGCAGUCCGGCUUGUGUUAUCCGCAACCGAGUAUAGUCUACCAUGCACCCUGACAUGAGUCCCAAAGAAAAACACAUGUUCUUGAUGAAUAUGGACAGUGGACAAUGAUGUUUGAGCUAUGAGCACCAUUAUCAAAAAUAAGGAGCUAUGAGCACUGGAUGCUGCAAGACGAAAAUGAGCUUACACUUUGCUUGCA
Messenger RNA from Punica granatum (pomegranate), 1765 nucleotides. Lineage: Eukaryota; Viridiplantae; Streptophyta; Magnoliopsida; Myrtales; Lythraceae. The record is from RefSeq and is a predicted model, not a curated record.